UCGCUGCAAGAAUCUUGUGCGAGGUAAAAGACCAUCAUCAUGAAGAGUGUGUUCGUCGUUUUAUUGAUUUGUGGCCUAGCCAAAUCGCAAAUUCCCAAUCUAGGCUUCUGCCCCGAGUACCUUCCCAUGCCGGAAUUCGAAAUCGAAAAAUUUUUGGGAAAGUGGUACGAAGCUGAAAGAUAUUUUCAGUUCUCUGAAGUCGCUGCAAGAUGUGUCGUAACGGAUUACGCCAAAGCUGCCAGCGGUAGGAUCUACGUCUCCAACGAAGUCACAAAUAGACUAACCGGAGUUAAACGUGUCAUCGAUGGAAAUUUAGAACUUGCGGGAAAAGCUGGCGAAGGAAAAUUGAACGUCAAAUAUUCGACGACUCCUCUUUCGAGCGAAACGUCAUUGACCGUUUUGGACACAGAUUACGAGACGUACGCGGUCAUGUGGAGUUGUAAUGGUUUUGGACCCAUCCAUACACAGAGUGCAUGGGUGAUGACACGUGAUCGACUUCCAUCUGGGGUUGUUAUGCAACGUGCCUAUGGAGUUUUGGAUAAAUUCAAAAUAAAUAGAACUUUCUUCGUUAAGACAGAUCAAGAAGGAUGUGCUAUAGCAGCUUCCGAUAUUAAUGCUGCUAAUGGAAUUACGGCUACUUCAACAGUUGCCGAAGCUUCAGGCAAUGAACAAAAAAGUAAUUCCGACAAGGAUGAUGACAAAGAGACGAAGAAAUCUCCAGCUGAAGAAGAUAAGAAGGAAGAAGAGCCUACAACAUCUAGUCAAAAGGCAUGAUUUCAGCUGUCAUUCUAAAUCACUGUAAAUAAGUUAUUUAAUUUUUGUAAUUUUUUAAUACGUAAAAUAAUAAAACACAUAUAAUUAUA
Zophobas morio is the source of this 863-nucleotide messenger RNA. Its product is annotated as apolipoprotein D-like. The transcript is spliced from 3 exons. Lineage: Eukaryota; Metazoa; Arthropoda; Insecta; Coleoptera; Tenebrionidae. The record is from RefSeq and is a predicted model, not a curated record. The coding region runs from base 40 to 774 and encodes 244 amino acids. Gene Ontology annotation, biological process: lipid metabolic process; response to reactive oxygen species. Gene Ontology annotation, cellular component: cytoplasm. Gene Ontology annotation, molecular function: pigment binding.